Messenger RNA from Corythoichthys intestinalis (scribbled pipefish), 5476 nucleotides. Its product is annotated as exostosin-1-like. Gene Ontology annotation, cellular component: membrane. The transcript is spliced from 11 exons. Bases 900 to 3122 code for a protein of 740 amino acids. Gene Ontology annotation, molecular function: glycosyltransferase activity. The record is from RefSeq and is a predicted model, not a curated record. NCBI's taxonomy places the organism in Eukaryota, Metazoa, Chordata, Actinopteri, Syngnathiformes, Syngnathidae.
CAUCAGCGGCCGUCCUCUGCUGCAAAUGCCGAGUAUGUUCUACUGAUGCUUGCGUCUUCUUGGACCAUAACAGACAACACCUCUGAUUUUAUUUACGCGAGGGUCACCGAUUCAAAUUCCCCGAGGACCUGAGAUAUAUUUGGGGAACUUACUAUGUUGUCCUAAAGCGUGGAGCCGAGGAGAAGUUGCGGAUUGGGGAAGCGGCAAGUUAUUUGCGCCUGGGAAAAGCUGUAUUCACUUUGGAACCGGUGAUAAGCUACAGGCUAACCUCAGGAAUAUUUUCAGAUAUUAGCAUGUCGCUAGCUAGCAUAAUCAAUUGCGACAUGUAAAGUUGGCGAAUUUCAUAAAAAGACACAUUUUGACUAAAAUUCGUCUUAAAACUCGUGUAACGUUUUGAAUAGCUUAUGUUAAAUGUGAGAUCCAACGUUAGCGUCGGACCCAGUUUCCUAUAGGAACAAUAGUUUAUUGUCCGGGCAAGCGCUGUACUUACUAUCGUGCAUAACGUUUUGCUUGGUUUUCGUUCAUAAACACUUGUUCUUUUGAGUUUUGGUUCAAUUUGGCAGGGUUUAUGUCAUAAAAGCUUUAUGGUCGAAAUGGAUAAUGGCUGAAAAUUAAAUGCCACGCUGCAUGAAUAGAGAAUUGGGCGUUUUGUUUGGAUUAGGUAAACUUUCGACAGUCAGUCGGUGGCGCACUGACGAGAAGACUAGCUUGAUGAACAUAAGAAAUCGCCCACAUGCUUUGGAACAGCUAUCGGACUUGUGAAAGUCAUCUAAAGCGGAAGGUGGCAGACUUGCAACCCGGGGGGAGAUGGCGAAGCUCUACCGUAGGCGGUAGAGAAGCCCGAACUUCGGGACUUUUUGAAAUCAUACCCCAAAAACUUAGCCCAUAUUUUAGGACACAUGCAGGCCAAAAAACGGUAUUUAGUUUUGUUCUCUGCUGGCGUGUGUCUACUUCUGCUUUUUUGUUUCGGGGGUAUUCAAGUCCCACUAUCCAGAAGAGGUCUAAACCGGCGUGAUGCGCGAAGUCUUCAUUCCGGGCCGCGGUGGAGUCGCUCCCCCGGCGUCGUUCAACCUUUCAGCGCAGGGGAGCAAGACCCCAACGACGAUGCGAAUGGGCACAUAUCUCCUAAUCAAAGGAGAGAAGCAAUCCCUGGCGUCUUCUCCGGAAAACGUUGCAGAAUGGAGUCCUGCUUUGACAUGUCUCUUUGUGAGAGAAACGGCUUCAAAGUUUACAUUCAUCCCCAGCAGAAAGGAGAGAAAAUGUCCGAGAGCUAUCAGAACAUUUUAUUAUCUAUUGAAGCCUCUAGGUUCUUCACACCGGAUCCAGGCAAGGCAUGCCUGUUUGUUCUGGGUUUGGACACAUUGGACAGGGACCAACUGUCACCACAGUAUGUGCACAGCCUAAAGGCAAAAGUCCAGAGUCUUCCUCUGUGGAAUGACGGUAAAAACCACAUCAUCUUUAACCUGUAUUCCGGCACGUGGCCUGACUACACGGAAGACCUGGGCUUCGACAUUGGCCUCGCCAUGUUGGCUAAGGCCAGCAUCAGCAUAGAGAACUUUCGGCCUAAAUUUGAUGUAUCCAUCCCCCUUUUCUCAAAAGAACAUCCCAGGACAGGAGGGGAACGGGGCUACCUUAAACACAACACCAUCCCACCAUAUCGGAAAUACACAUUGGUGUUCAAGGGGAAAAGAUAUUUAACUGGAAUAGGGUCUGACACAAGGAAUGCCUUGUACCAUGUGCAUAAUGCAGAAGAUGUGGUCCUUCUCACCACCUGCAAGCAUGGGAAGGACUGGCAGAAGCACAAAGAUGCACGCUGUGACAAAGACAAUGCAGAAUAUGACAAGUAUGAUUACAGAGAGAUGCUGCACAACUCCACUUUCUGUCUAGUUCCUCGAGGACGUCGGCUGGGUUCCUUUCGUUUCUUAGAAGCAUUGCAGGCAGCCUGUGUUCCAGUGAUGCUAAGUAAUGGCUGGGAGCUGCCUUUUUCUGAGAUCAUUGACUGGAACACUGCAGCUGUGAUUGGUGAUGAAAGGUUGCUUCUUCAGGUUCCUUCAACAGUUCGCUCCAUCCACCAGGAUAAAAUUCUCUCCCUGAGACAGCACACACAGUUCUUGUGGGAGGCCUACUUCAACUCUGUAGAGAAAAUAGUUUUGACCACACUUGAGAUCAUCCAGGAUCGGGUGUUACAGCACACCUCAAGGAGUAGCCUCAUGUGGAAUAGUCUUCCUGGUGGUCUUUUCGCAUUGCCCCAAUACUCCACAUACCUUGGAGACUUCCCUUUCUACUACGCUAAGCUUGGUAUCACGACCUACCCCAAGUUUACAGCUGUAAUUCAUGUGGUGACCCCAUUGAUCUCGCAGUCCCAGCCAGUCAUGAAGCUGCUCGCUGCUGUAGGCAAAUCACAGUACUGUGCACAGGUGAUAGUUGUGUGGAACUGUGAGAAAUCAUUUCCUGUAAAGCACCGUUGGCCUGCCACCUCAGCUCCUGUCAUUGUAAUUGAGGGGGAAAGCAAGGUUAUCAGCAGCCGCUUCUUGCCGUAUGACACAAUCCCCACUGACGCGGUGCUAAGUCUCGAUGAGGAUACUGUGCUCUCCACCACAGAGGUGGAGUUUGCGUUCACAGUGUGGCGUAGUUUUCCAGACCGCAUUGUUGGGUACCCAGCCCGCAGCCACUUCUGGGACAGCAACAAGGAGCGUUGGGGCUACACUUCAAAAUGGACCAACGACUACUCCAUGGUGCUGACUGGAGCUGCCAUCUACCAUAAAUACUACCACUACCUGUACACCACAUACCUUCCAGCCAGUCUGAAGACUAUAGUGGAUCAGAUGUCAAACUGUGAGGAUAUUUUGAUGAAUUUCCUUGUGUCGUCUGUUUCUAAGUUGCCUCCAAUCAAGGUCACCCAGAAGAAACAAUACAAGGAAACCAUGAUGGCUCAGAGCUCCCGAGCUUCUCGCUGGGCCGACCCGGACCAUUUUGCUCAGCGUCAGACUUGCAUGAACAAGUUUGCCAACUGGUUUGGCAUCAUGCCACUGGUUCAUUCACAGAUGAGACUUGACCCGGUCCUCUUUAAAGACCAGGUGUCCAUACUGAGGAAGAAAUACAGAGACAUUGAAAGGCUAUAACCCCCCUGAAACCCCUUGCUCUCUGGACAAAAAUGGAAGAGAGUGGGGGCAGGUUUUGUUUUUUUUAUUCUCUUUUCCUUUUCCUAAAUGGAUCAAUGGAGAAGCAAAUGUGAGGAAGAAGGGUAAUGAGGACAGAUUGACCACAUUAUGACAUAUUUUCUUGGUUCUUUCAUGUUUUUGUUAGUAGCAGAGUGUGAACUUCCAUCUCCAUUGAAGGCACUGAAGGCCUAAAACUGCUGACUGGAAUUGCCAAAGCAAUGGACAUUGAUGCCCCAAUUGCUCACAAACAACUGCAAACCGCCUGAAACUAUUCAGUUCACUAUGCACAUGUUCAUGAACGUUUUGCUGAUUAUAUUGUAAUGGUCAGCAAUGUUCUACAUCUAUAUUGUAGUGAAAAAGAGGAUAACACUAUUUUUAUGUUUACUUUUUACAAUCCUGGUGUUUAAUACAGUCUGUGGUUUCUGCUGUUUUAAAAGCAGUAGCAGGAGUUGGUGAGGAGAGCAAUGACAAGUCGUUCACCACAGUUAGGAUCAUAUUCUGCACAGUGCCUCAACACUAGCCUUUUUAUUUGGGAGUCCAAAUAAGAAGACGUGAUCCGAAAUGAAAAGCCAGCUGCUUGAAUUUGUGAUUGUUUAACCCGUAUUAAAAGGAAAACAAAAAAAGGUUUUAAUAUCUAAGAAAAAAAAUAUGUAUAAUUUUUCAUGUUUGGGAAACUUUAGCAUACCGCUAGCUACCUGCAAGGUUCUACAAUAUUCACUCUGGCCAAAGAUAUUCACAGUCCGUCUAGCUUAUUUAGCAACUGAAUUCUUCCAUUUAGCAAUACUGUGUAACAAGUAAGUGAAGAAAGGUACUUGAAUAUUAUGCUGGCUUGAAUUUAGGAGAGGAUCGAACAAGUGUGGAAUUUUUGCAACCAGCAAUGUUACCAAUUAUUCAUCAAACUUUGAGUCAUGAUUCAUAUUUUACUUUGCUCGCUGACAAGUAUUGUGGUCACUCUGGUCCACUUGUACUCAAGUUCUGAUAUGGUUUUUGUUCUUAAGAGACUAGCUCAGACAAAACUAACAUGAUAUCGGAAUAGCUCUCUGAUAUCCACUCAACUUAUUCUCAUUACGACUGACUGCUCUAAAAAUGUGAUUAGUAUGAUCUCUUAAUGAAACACAGUACUAAUUAUCAAUGCUUAAAAGCCACCUUUCUGAUUCACCUUGACUUUGCACCAGAUGAGACAAUACUUUUAACAUAACAAGCUAUUUUGUUUUAUCUCCCGUAAGCUCAACCAUUGUGCAUUUCAACAGCCAUGUGACUGAAAACCGAUGAACAGCUUUUCAUUUCUGUGUUGUGACAUAUCAAAGUUUAAUAUGACUGAAUUAAGAGAAUUUGAAGCUGCAUAACCACUGUAAAGUGAAACCGAAGUUAACGCCGUAAGCCAGCAGCACUACCCAGUUCGCUUUUCAGUAUCCAGAAUGUCAUUCUAUUUUGUUAAACUUCAAUCCUCUACACUCAUUCAUGCAUACAUACUUCAAUCUAAUACGUGCCAAUUGUUUAGCUUGUUUUAUCCUCCCAUCAAUCCUGUAUGAGGAAUGCCAUGUAUUCCCAUCAUUCUCGGGUACUUUUCAAUAUUUCUGUGAGUGUGUAUUCUAUUUCAGAGAAUGUGCUAUUUGUUGUUAAGCAACAGUCCUAUCAUUUCUAAGUCCAAUACUAUCAAGAGUGGAAACAGGUGCAAUAUUAAAGAUAGUCUUUUCUUUUUUUUUUUUUUUUUUCAUCCUUUUCAUUGUCAUUUCAAAGGCUUUGUAUGGGUAUGACACUGUGUAUACAGUAUUAACGUGCCUUCUGAAAAUUACAUUUUUCCUUUAUUCUCGUGUGGCAACCAAUUGCUGAUUUAAUUUCAGAAUUUAAAUGAUCAAUAUCAGUUCAUAUGUACAGGCAGUGAUUAAACACAGGUAUACAAUGAAGAUUCUGUUACGGACAUUCCACUUGAUCUAACAAAAUUUUUGUGGUCAUGUUAAACUGACAUACAGGGAUCCCCGCAUAUUUGCAUUUCAGGACCUGUGAAUUCAGCGCUUCUUCUGAAAUCUUUGAAAAAUAAUAAUGUCCUUCAAUUUGAGGGUUUUCAUGAUUUGUAGGCAGGUCUGGUACCUAUCCCCUAAGAAUAGUGGGAAUCCACUGUAAGUACUGCCAUUUAUUACUGCAUUUUUUUUUUUUUUUUAGAUUUUAUUGUCCCAUGUCUAAUUUUGUGUACAUGCAGUGUACACUAUCAUAAUGUAAUCUUGACUUUCCUAAAAUCCUGCAUUUGUAGAGACUGAUUUAAAGACUGUAAAAAUCUUUUUUUUUUUUUAAAUACAUUUUUUAUCAAAAACCAA